This is a messenger RNA of Engraulis encrasicolus (European anchovy), 1247 nucleotides long. Its product is annotated as homeobox protein HMX1-like. Gene Ontology annotation, cellular component: nucleus. Gene Ontology annotation, biological process: negative regulation of DNA-templated transcription; regulation of transcription by RNA polymerase II. The coding region runs from base 169 to 1062 and encodes 297 amino acids. The record is from RefSeq and is a predicted model, not a curated record. Gene Ontology annotation, molecular function: DNA-binding transcription factor activity, RNA polymerase II-specific; RNA polymerase II transcription regulatory region sequence-specific DNA binding. NCBI's taxonomy places the organism in Eukaryota, Metazoa, Chordata, Actinopteri, Clupeiformes, Engraulidae. The transcript has 2 exons.
CACGCGCAAUCGCGAGACACUGUUACGGUCGAUGGGAGGAAGGGGCUCCGUCAUUCACAGACGAAUGUCUUGAGCAGAACAGUGGUGCUGGAUAGACACUGUGCGACGGCAGUGGCACGUAGCCUACAGCAGGUCCGUACAACACAGGGAAAGGAACGCGGGAAUAUUAUGCCAGAGAAAGUGCGCGGCGAGGCGCCCGCCAGAGUCUCGUCGUUCCUCAUUGAGGACUUGCUGCGCUCGAGCAAGCGGGAAGAACGACAGGCAGCAGAGCACGAGAGCGGCAGAGAGUUCUACAGAGACCAGGCGCGCGCCGGUUUGUGUUCCCGUGUUCAAGUUCAAGAACAAGUGCGAAACCCAACUGAACUGUGUGGAUUCCCAAGCCAUGGCGACUUCACUCUCUUCACACACGGUUGGGCGCGUUACACUGAAAUGUCUAGAGAAGCGAGUCACCUCCAGAGCACAGACCACCAGGGCUCGCCGUCCCCUCUGUCUCAGGGAACAGGGGGUCACGAGGAAGCCGAGGGGUUAGACGCCGAGAGCUUAGUCGACGACGACGACGACGACCUUAACUGCCCCAGCCUCGACCGGGCAGAUGGCGAGACGACUGGAGAACAGCUGACCACCCGUAAAAAGAAAACUCGCACCGUGUUCAGUCGCAGCCAGGUUUACCAGCUCGAGUCCACGUUCGACAUGAAGCGUUAUCUCAGCAGCGGCGAGCGCGCGGGACUCGCGGCCUCUCUGCAGCUAACGGAAACUCAGGUGAAAAUUUGGUUUCAGAACCGUCGCAACAAGUGGAAAAGACAGAUAGCCGCUGACAUGGAGGCUUCUGCGAGCACCCUGUGCUACUCCGGCCAGAGAGUAGUAAGGGUGCCCAUCCUUUAUCAUGAACACCCGGCGACGGCUGCUGCUGUGGCCGCCGCUGCCUUCAACAUGGGGUCUUCCACACAAGCAUCACCGUCGUCUUUGGUAGGGUUUCCCGGUACUUUGAACUACUGCCUGCCCUCACUCACACCUCCUCCUCCCUUUUCGUUUCUCAGGUCACAGAUGACAGGUUUGGUGUGACGCCAUGCCAUCUAACCAAGGCGGGCACACACACUGUCUUAAACAUAUUUUGAAAUAAAUAGACAAUCGACAGACGGGCAAUGGCUCAUUGACUGUGAAAUUAAAUAGGCUUAUUUUAUUUUGUGGACUGUUUUAAUGACACAAUGUUGAGCCUAUUGUGCUUUAUAUUCUCACCUUCUAUUUAA